AUGGAUGUAGAUGUAGAUGUACAUGUUGAUGCUGAUGGUAGUAGAGGAGCCCCUCCAAUGUCUGGCAUCAGAGAUGCAAGAGACAAUGUCCAGAUCCAUAAGACUGAUGGACAACAACUGAAGAAUCAGGAAUGCCAGGUAUCCACCAACUGUGAUGUCAUUUUGGAACCAGAGAACUUCUGCUUUUGUCAGUCCUUGGAGUGCAUGAUGAGAGCUCUCCCUGCUGGUGUGGCAGAUCCAGAGGUGGAGCUUGCCCCAGAGAUAUAUCUCACUGAAGACAAGUACUUGGCUGUACUUCAAGAUGCUGCACUGGGAAUCAUCAUGCAUAUGGACAACUAUGAUCAACUCCACUUCCAGCAUGAUGAAGCUCCUGUGAAUUAUGCAUUAUCAUAUGAAGUCUAUGGAAGUAAACCACUAGCUCUUGAAGAGCUGAAUGGUUACAUUAAGGAUACCUUCCACAAUCUGGACGACAAACAUAUGCAUGUUUGUCAAGAGUUCCAGGCAAAUCUGAUCGGUAUAUUAUCGAAGAAAGGCAACAGUUUAUAUACAGGUGCGCUGAAAGCGAAGUUCUCACAUGUUCCAUGUUUUGCAGAAAUGCGUGGUGUAUCCUGCCUGUUUGUCGUCCUUUCGGCCGUCCUCUGCGGCAGCGCUGAAAAGGAAUCCACGGUGGGCGACGAGAAGAACGUCACCGUCGUCCAGGACACAGCGGUCAGCGGUGACGAAGUCACGGUCAUCGAGCGAGGUCUGAUAGGCGGAGGCCACGACGAUGAGGACGUGCACCUGGACGCGCCCGGCCUUCUUACGAAGUAUGGGUAUCCGGUCGAAACAUAUGAAGUGACGACUGAAGAUGGCUACGUACUGACAAUGUUCAGGAUUCCCUAUGGCAAAAAAUCGCCUUUGAAGGAAGGAGAACGGAGACCAGCAGUCCUUCUCCAGCACGGUCUCAUGAACAGCGCCGACGACUGGUUAAUCAUUGGUCCAGACAGGGCUCUCGGGUUCAUUUUGGCUGAUGCUGGAUAUGACGUUUGGCUGGGAAACAUUCGUGGAAAUUGGUACUCACAAAAACAUCAGGAUUACUCUCCAAAAAAAGAUAAAUUCUGGAAAUUCAGCUGGCACGAGCAUGGUAUUUAUGACAUGCCGGCACAAAUAGACCACGUUUUAAACGCCACUGGCCACAAGCAAAUAUUUUAUAUUGGACAUUCCAUGGGAACGACCAUGUUCUACGUCGGAAUGUCUUUGAAGCAUGACUACAACGAAAAAAUUCGGGCAAUGUUCAGCCUGGCACCAAUUGCUUUCAUGAACCACAUGAAGAGCCCGCUGUUCAGAAUUUUAGCACCUUUAACAUCGGUUGUCCAGACGAUCCUGAAACUAAUUGGAGCAACGAGGUUUGCUCCUAGCCCAGAGUUAAUAAAACGUAUCCAACCGAAAGUCUGUCAGAGCAACGUUAUCACAGAGAGAAUAUGUAGAAAUAUAGUAUUUCUCAUCUGUGGCUUCGAUAAUGAUCAAGUUAUUGACGAAAAAUUUGGGGCAAUUUCAGCACAUAUUCCUGCUGGAUCUUCUAUUAGGCAAUUCAUACAUUAUGCACAAGGCAUAGCUAAAGGUCACUUUAGGCAAUACAAUUACGGCAUCUUAAAAAAUUUCAAGCGUUACGGAAAGGCUACACCGCCUGACUACAACCUUGCAAACGUCACUGCACCGGUCUAUCUUUUCUACGGGCCUAACGACUGGCUCGCUGGACCCACGGACAUCGAUCGUUUGCACAAUCAACUUGGAAAUUCAAAAGAAAAGAACAAGAUUGAAUUUCCGAAAUUUAACCACUUGGAUUUUAUAUAUGGCAGAGACGCGUAUGAUUUUGUGUACAAACCAGUGUUGGACUUAAUGAACAGUUAUGAAAAAGGAACAAUAUGAUUGGAGAAGGUAAACUUGUAUACAGUUAAGAGUGGAGCGAGAGAAAAUUAAUGAUAGCCCCUUCAGGAAAAAUGGUACUCAACUACUUAAAUGUAUCACAAUUACUCUGUGCACUGUCAGUGGUAAAUAAACAGUCUGUAACUAUGU
This is a messenger RNA of Schistocerca gregaria, 2055 nucleotides long. RefSeq names its product lipase 3-like. Gene Ontology annotation, biological process: lipid metabolic process. Bases 1 to 1908 code for a protein of 635 amino acids. The transcript has 12 exons. The record is from RefSeq and is a predicted model, not a curated record. NCBI's taxonomy places the organism in Eukaryota, Metazoa, Arthropoda, Insecta, Orthoptera, Acrididae.